This is a messenger RNA of Bradysia coprophila, 510 nucleotides long. RefSeq lists its product as uncharacterized. The record is from RefSeq and is a predicted model, not a curated record. NCBI's taxonomy places the organism in Eukaryota, Metazoa, Arthropoda, Insecta, Diptera, Sciaridae.
AAUUUUUUAGUUUACUUAGGCAAAAUAUUUUUGUCCAAUAACAUGUUGUUGCUAUUGGUUGUCUUUUUGCAUUUUUUAUGACAUUUUCUUACUAUAAAAAGGGAAGGUUUCUCAUAACCAAAAUUAAACAGCUUCAAGAUGUCAAAGACUUUACUUAUUCUGAUCGUUAUUGGUUUCGUAGCAACGCUACAGAUUGUGAAUGCAGCUAGAGGUGCUGGCGCAUGUGUGGGAAAAGGAUCAUGCACGGGACUAAAUUCUGGUGCUGGUGGUGGUAGUUGCACUGGAGAGGGAUCUUGCAAGGGUGAAAGUUCAGGUGCAGGAGCAGGAUCUUGCACGGGCAAAAACUCUUGUGCAGGUAAGGGAACUGGUGUUGCGGCUGGUACAUGUACUGCUGCAAAUUCAUGUCCUUAAAUGAAGAACAGCGAUGCUCUUAUUGUAUGGAGCUGCAACCAUAAUCUAUUCUGAACUUGUAAUUAAUUUAGACUUUCCGAAAUAAAUUUUUGUUGUAAA